UCUCUAGUGUUUGAUAUAUCUUCUCAAUCGAGACAAAAAAUAAGGAGUAAACGGAGAAGUAAAAUCGUCAAAAGCUAUGCUAAUUAAGGCCGGGUAUCCAAACUCGGUUGUGAUCACCCCUCUUUGUUUUAACUUGAUGAGUUAUUAAUGAGUUUGAGGAGCCGGAAACUUGAAAAAGUGUCAUCGAAACCCAAGCUUGAUCAUUUUUCAAACCAGCUGGUGUGGUGAUAUUAGGGAUAAGGUUGACGAACGAUUUUUUUUUUUACAACAAAAAUAAUAUCGUUGUUCAAUGGUUACUGCAGCACUUCUGUGACGCACAGCCAUACAGAAGUCUGUAAAUUAGACUUGUAACGUUUUUUUUUUUCCAUUGCAUAUUUUGCUACAGUUUCUAGCCCAGUCACUGUCAGUUUAUAAGAACUGAAGCAACACCGAAAGUCUGAAGAAGGAUCAAAGAACGCUGAGGUAAACAGCCAUCUCACUUGAUCAACGAGAUACAGUUCAUCAAUGGGGUGUGCACCCUCUCGUCGCUCAAAGACCACAGUGGUUUAUCAUCGUGCCUCCAGCGUAACAUGCAACAAAGUUUCGGUCGCAGUUUCUAAUGAAAACAAAACCAUCUUGUGCGAAUCUUGGAAACUUCUGGAACAAAACAAGACCACUACGGGAAAGCGAGUGUUUACAAGACUUCUUCAGUUAAAUCCAAAUCUACAAGACACAUUUCCUUCAUUUAGAGGCGUCGCCCUUGAGGACCUGAUGAACUCUCGUUCGUUGUUUUUACACUCCAAGCGUUUAAUGGCCGUGGUCGAAAACGCUGUUUCUUCGUUGAACGACGCACAAGAGUUUAUUGAACAUCUUACGAGACUUGGAGAAAGACAUCUCGCUAUGUCUGUUACUGAAAAGCAUUUAAAGGUCAUGGAAGAAGCUUUCAUCCUCACAUUAACGGACAUUCUCGAUGAAGGCUGUGAUGAAAAAGUCACUAAGGCUUGGCGAGAAUUGUUUGGAUUUAUGGCCGGGACCAUGUUGAAAGGACUGGGACUGAGCGAUGGUACCAAGCAUUGUGAACAUAACUUACCACCGGUUGGAUAAGCACAGAUCAGCUUUUUGAGAAAGACAGAAAAUUCGUAGAAAAUAAACCAUAUUUAACUGUUUACUAAUGAGAAACAUCUAAUUUACUUAACUUUAGACCAGGACUUGCGUUAACGUGAUUAUAAAAACUUUUCAGCACGGAAACAAUCCCCUAACAAUUAUUCGACUUUUUUGAUAUCCUGGUAUAACCUGGAGCGAGGUAAGGAAUUGAAGGCUUUCGCUGAUAACAUUCUUAUUUCCCCUUCAUUAUUCUGACGUAUCGCAAGAACAUAAUCACUACGCUUAUUGUUGCGUAUAUUGACGCGGCGCGUCCUCACUACGUCGGAGAAAUUUAAAAACCAGCUUCAUUUCUACGGUUAGAUCUACCGUCCACACUAAUCGGUCACGAAAACUUAGGGUUAGUUUUCAAAACGCUCUUCAAACCGGAGGAAUUUGAAAACGCCGGCUUCGCGUUUUAUUUCAGUGUGGACGGAG
Orbicella faveolata is the source of this 1557-nucleotide messenger RNA. Its product is annotated as neuroglobin-like. NCBI's taxonomy places the organism in Eukaryota, Metazoa, Cnidaria, Anthozoa, Scleractinia, Merulinidae. Gene Ontology annotation, molecular function: oxygen binding; heme binding. The record is from RefSeq and is a predicted model, not a curated record.